Molecule: messenger RNA, 1890 nt
Organism: Colletotrichum destructivum
Lineage: Eukaryota; Fungi; Ascomycota; Sordariomycetes; Glomerellales; Glomerellaceae
Exons: 1
Coding region: 651-962 (103 amino acids)
Source: RefSeq, a predicted model, not a curated record
UUGUCUGUUCAGUCUCUGUUUCGGCUUUCCGCUUUUGGUCAGUUCUUACCUAGAGUCUUCUCACGUCCGCAGGCAAUAUCCCGAAGAUGUCGUUAGUGAGGUGUCUGAUUGGCCAUAAUUCCAACCAAUCACAAAAUUGCAUCCGCCACUCCACCUGUCUGCACACCUCUUGCAGCAUCACCAAAGGGACGAGGGGAAUGAAAUGGCUGCAUUCCUCCGCUUUCAGACAGACCCAAAUCACUUGGGUCCUCUCAGUUUAAUUACCCGCCCGCGUCGAAGACGUUGUUCCCAACGCUCCCUCCCCUCUCUCAGCCAUUUGCCUUAUUCUCUCUCUCUUUCUCUCUUUCUCUCUUUCUCUCUCUCUCUCUCUCUCUCUCUCUCUCUCUCUCUCUCUCUCUCUCUCUCUCACGCCCUCGCAUAAGUCUAUUCUUCAACCUCCUGUUCCAUCAAAUAUCUCAUCCACCGUGUCACUCACAUCAAUGUCGGCCUUCAACGCUCACAGGACCGGCUCUAAACUCACCGCAAGCCCCUCUAGACGACAAGUCUCGUGACGUUUGAAUGCCCGAGAGGCUCAUCCGUUCCCGUAAGCGAACAACGAACCUCUGACCUACUCUCCUGCCAUCGUCACCACUUCGGCGGCCCCCCCCCCGAUGCCUUCAGAUCGUGAGCAGCACAGGUCGACAAAUGGGCCAGCCGAGACACGCUUAACCUCUACGAUUAGCUUGAAGGCAACAAUGACCACCGGAAAGCGGCAAGUCACCGCGUUACCGUAUACAGCCGUCCCGAACAUCCAUACCCGUAUUCCUUGCCUAUCGCCAAAUUCAUGCAGGUAUCGCGAACAACAACCACCAACUUCAUUCGACCACCCACGAAACCCUACAUUUCUUUGCCGGAAACAAACAGACCAUGCGUACAUUAAGCAGAACCCAAAUGCUUACGCUACAAAACAGACUUGGCUAUGAUCGACAGCCAAACCGACGACUCAUCGCCACCCAUGCUGAAAUCCAGCUCCUCGUCACGCGCCGCGUCUUAGCCGGUAUCCAUGUCCAUUAGGACUGAUGGAACCUCACACUGUUCCAUUCGUUAUCCUCGCUCUCCCCAAACUUGGGUAGUUCCCCAGUUGCUGGUCUCAGCCUUGACUUUAAAUCUUUAACAAAAAGUUUCUUUAUUUUCCUUUCUGACUGACAAGGUAUCGGUUUCCUAAACUAUCCCCCCUCCAACUGUUAUCCCAUAAGCCAUUGCAGAAAUCCCGCGCAUAAUACAGACAAAAAGGGACACUAAAAUUACAUAUACACAGCGGACCCUUUCUGUCUUCCGCUCACACUAUCUUUCUCGCCCUCUGUUUUCCUCACCUACCUCCCUUUUUGGCUAUUGCUCCAUCAUCAUCCGCCGUACCGAGGAAUACACCGGUCUAGGGGAAUACGCCGCCUCCUGACAGAGAAAUCGUCGACAUCGUACUGUUGUUACACGGAAGUAUUGUUUGGCUUUCUCCAACGCCGCGAGGCAAUGGCGGGGGGGAAACAAUACUGAAAAAAGAAAAGAAAAAACAGACAUGAGCUGCUUGCCCCUUCCAUCUCCCAAAACAAAUCCACGACCGAGCCUAUCGUAUAUCAGGCAUCGUGUCGCUGACGGUCCCUUUUUGCUCCUGUUCCGUUCCUUUCACCGCUCUCAUUAUCGCCUCUCGCCACCUUCGUCUCUUUCCCUCCUCCCAAGGUCGUAAAAGGAGCCAUCAGUGUUGGGAUAUCGUUAAAUGAUCCCCCUUUCUUCCCGUCCCUGCUCCCCAUCGGCCCGCCCAGCUCUGAUUGUUAUGCUUUCGUUGCAUCGUGUCAGCGAGUAAGGUUCCCUGUGCCGACAUGGUCGACACUCAAGGCACCUGUGCUCGUCAUGAUA